GUGAAGUAUUGGGGGGGUGGGGGGGCGGCGCCUGGACCUGCUGCCCCCUAUAAAAGCCUGACGCCCGCACAGGAACGGUGGCAUUGGAUACAGUUUAAAGGACUUAACCAGUUGGGAAGUAGCUGCCACCGCCAACAUGCCGUCCAAGCCUGCUCCAAUCAAGAAGGCGCCCAAGAAGGAACCGGCCAAGAAGGAGGAGAAGGCGGAGGAGCCGGCCCCCGCCCCGGAACCCGCACCCGCCGAGGCCGCUCCGGCUGAGGCCGCUCCGGCCGAAGCCGCACCGGCCGCUGAAGGCGAAGCUGCCCCCGCAGAGGGAGAGGCCGCCGCCGCCCCACCGGCAGAGGAGGCCAAGCCCCCCACCCCUCCUCCACCCGCCGAUGAGCCCACCAGCGCUCCGGUCGAUCUGUUCGUUGAGGACAAGAACGACACUUCUGUCACCAUCAUCUGGAGCCAGCCUGAGAACAUCGGACCGACCGGUCUGGACGGAUACACUAUUGAAGUCGCAAAGGAUGGAACUGAGGACUGGAAAGCAGUCAAUGAGGAUCUGCAGAAGUCCUGCCGCUAUAUCAUCAAGAACCAGACCACUGGUGACCGUCUGAAAAUCCGCGUGGUGGCUGUGAACGCCGGCGGUCCCAGCCCCCCUGUCAGCCUCCCCGAGGCCGUCCUGGUGAAGGAGGUUGCUGAUCGUCCCAAGGUCCGUUUGCCCCGCUUCCUCAGGCAGAGAUACGUCGCUCAUGUUGGAGACAAGAUCAAUCUCACCAUCCCCUUCACAGGAAAGCCCAAACCUGUUGUCACCUGGACUAAGAGCGGUGCAGCCUUGGACGCCAAGAGGGUGAACAUCCGCAGCACCGACAGGGACAGCAUCCUGUUCAUCCGCGCGGCCGAGAGAGACGACUCCGGCGUGUACGAGAUGUGCGUGAAGGUGGAUGACUUUGAGGACAAGGCCCCGAUCACCCUCCAGAUUGUCGAGCUGCCGGGGCCUCCCGCCAGCGUCAAGAUCGCUGAUACGUGGGGCUUCAACGUGGCUCUGGAGUGGACCGCACCCAAAGACAACGGAAACACAGAAAUCACCGGUUACACGGUCCAGAAGGCCGACAAGAAAACUGGAGACUGGUUCACCGUGCUGGAGCAUUACCAUCGGCUGAACGCCACCGUCUCUGAUCUCAUCAUGGGAAACACGUACAAGUUCAGAGUCUUUUCUGAAAACAAGUGUGGAAUAAGUGAAGAUGCUGCUAUUACAAAGGAGGAAGCCAAAAUCCUCAAGACGGGCAUUGAAUACAAGCCGCCUGACUACAAGGAGCACGACUUCUCCGAAGCGCCCAAGUUCACCACGAACCUGAGCGACCGCGCCACCACCGUGGGCUACAGCACCAAGCUGCUGUGCUCCGUCAGAGGCUUCCCGAAGCCCAAGAUCGAGUGGAUGAAGAACCAGAUGAUCAUCGGAGACGACCCCAAGUUCAGGCAGAUCUGCGUUCAGGGCAUCUGCUCACUGGAGAUCCGCAAGCCCGGCAACUUCGACGGUGGCGUGUACACCUGCAGAGCCAAGAACGACCACGGAGAGGUGACGGUCAGCUGCAAGCUGGAGGUCAAACAGCCAGUUGUUGCAGAUGCAGACAAGAAAUAGGCCAAUUUUGUCCCUCUCUAACAGGAGCAGAAGGAAUGAGGCCUUUGCAACAUAAGGAGAAGGUGCUGGAUUCCUGGAAUAACAUGUAUAUAUGGCUAGUGCCCAAACUACUACAGUGUUGUAAUUUGUGACCGCUCGCCCAAUGUGAACAUUUGUCAUAAUCAGCCGGCGUUGCUUUAUACCUGCAGCUACAGCAUCAAGUCCACAUCCAUGUCCAAGAUUCGUCUUCUCUUUUCCAGUCAGCUAUUUUCCCAACAACACCACAAAUAAAUGACAUUUCAAUUAAUGUAGCUUUGCAGGUGUACGGCAACAAUUCUGCAGCAUGAGCUUACUGUUCCUCGUAGGAGAACUACAUGUAACAUCUACGUGUUUAUAUCAAUAAAAUAUUU
Molecule: messenger RNA, 2013 nt
Organism: Salarias fasciatus (jewelled blenny)
Lineage: Eukaryota; Metazoa; Chordata; Actinopteri; Blenniiformes; Blenniidae
Gene: mybphb
Product: myosin binding protein Hb
Exons: 12
Coding region: 137-1624 (495 amino acids)
Molecular function (GO): protein binding
Source: RefSeq, a predicted model, not a curated record